Messenger RNA from Rotaria sp. Silwood2, 2094 nucleotides. The record is from the annotation of a GenBank genome assembly. NCBI's taxonomy places the organism in Eukaryota, Metazoa, Rotifera, Eurotatoria, Philodinida, Philodinidae.
AUGAUUGGAUUUAGUCAAACAAAUGAUAUUUCAGGAGUACUAACUCGUAAUAUCAAAGAAAAUCAAAUGGCAUGUUGGUUAGAACAGCCAACAUCAAAUAAAGAAUUUUGUGAUGCUAUUGACGAAAUAAUGAAACAUGAACAUGAAGAUGUUAUUUUACUCGAUGAUACUUUAUCUUCUGGAGCACCAUUAGAACUUGAUCUUGAUUCAAUAUCUGAUUUACUUGAAACUCCAUCAACAGCUCCAGUAACUACAGCAUCAGCUGUAUCACCAAUAUCCCCAUCAUCAACAACAGACUAUAGUCAAUCAACGAACAUUUAUGAUAUGACAUCACCACCACAUAGAUCAUAUUCUGUGAAUAGUAAUUCACAAUCAAAUUCAACAACAUCAGCAUAUUCUGCAUUGGGUAUAAGUCCAAAAUUUACAACAUUAAGUAUUAAUCAACAUCAUCAUCCAUUUUCGCCAUCAUCCCAAGAUUCAAAUAGUUCAUCAACAUUACUUCAAUCAUUUGUUCAAUCUCCAAUAACAAUUAAUUCAAAAAGUAGUUUACAUCCACCACCAUAUAUUCAAGAACAACAAAAUACGUCCAUUCUCGGUACAUCAUAUCCAUUUGAAUUACAAAUAAAUAGUGGUUUAUCAGAUGUGAAACGUUUUCGUUCAUCAAGUAUGAAUGAAGGAGCAACACAACAACAUCAAACUAAAUUAGAUCCUCAUCUAUUUGAUCCAUAUCGUCUUAAAUUACCUCCUUAUACGCAUCCUCCAUAUUAUCAAAAUAGAACAUCAUCAACAAAUAUACCAACAACACCGACCACCACGACAACAACAACUUCAUCAACAUCAUCACUUUCAAAUGAUGUAUCAUCAAAUACAGCAUGGCCAUUUGCUGGUUAUACUCGACCAGCAUCAAAUUCAUUUUCAGAAGUAUUAAAUCAACAACAGCAACUUCGUAUAGGUAAUAGCUUAUCAGCAUCUUAUGGUGGUUCACCAUCAUUUUAUUCAAUUCAUCCUCAACGAAAUCAUACAGGAUUUUCACCAGAUACUGGUUUUCAACCACAACAAACAACUAAUUGCACAUUAUAUUCACUUAAUCAGCCAAGAGGUGGUGCUGCAUCUCCUCCUCCUCCUCCAUCUGUGCUUGCUCGAAAAAGAUCAUCUUUAGUUGGCUUUCCCGUUCAAGAAAUAAAAGAUGAUCCAAGCAGUCCAAAUUGUACUAUAGAGCAACAAAGUGAACCUGAUCUUUGGUCGGAUAUAGAACAAAAUUCUUCGGAUCAUAUGCAAGAUAAUGAUAUCGACGAUGAUGACAUAACAAGUGAUGAUGAAGAUGAUGAUGAUGAUGAUGAUGCAACAACAGUAUCCAGUACUUAUAAUAAGGAUUCAGACCCAACAAAAUCAUCACAAUCACAUUCAAAUUCUUCAUCACUUUUUUGGCAAUAUAAUGUUCAAGCUAAAGGACCUAAAACAAAACGAAUACUUUAUUUAAAAGAACGUGAUCCACAUCUUUUUCGAGAAUUUAGUGAUCCAGUUUAUCAAAUAAAAUUAACACAAACAAAAGGUCAAACAUUUACUAAACUUCGAAAAGGUGAUGGAAAUGAUGUAACACCAAAUCCAGUGAAACUUUAUCAACUUGGUAAACAAAUACGAGAUUUAACAGCAUGUGUUGGUAAAACAAAUUCGAGUACAACAUCGGUUUAUCAUGGAAUUUAUCAUGUUGAGCAACAAACAAAUAAUAAUGACACAGCUGAAGUUAAAAAAGAAAAAAAUAAAAUUGCCAGCCGAGCUUGUCGACUUCGUAAGAAAGCACAGCAUGAAGCAAACAAACUGAAAUUACACGGGCUGAAUGAAGAACACAAAACAUUAAUUGACUUGAUCAUAGCUAUUAAAUUACUUAUUCUUAAACGAUAUCAUAAUGGUCAACUUGCUUCUCCAUCAUCAUCACCAAAUCAAUCACUUGAAGCUGCAGUAGAUCAAUUGGUUGCCAAUAAAUACAAUAAACCAGUUGCUGGCAACACUGACGGUUUUGUUCAAGGAAUAAUAAACAAUAUGGAACAUUUGUAUGCUGCAAAGCAACAAAGAAGCAAUAGUCUUAAUACUUAA